AUUCAAGGACGUACUCUUUAUAAUCUCAUAUACCCUCUGUUUGCUACCUUGGUGGCAUCAAGUUUGUGAAGUCGAAUCAGAAGUACCCCGAUAUCCUGCUCAACUCCAUCCUUCGUCUCGCGCUUCACAAACGCACACGAUGGAGGACGUUCAACCACUCCAUCCUCCUCGACCCCGUCGACAACGCAAGACUCUCUCCGCUGGCAAAUGUCUUCUCUACACCGUCCUCGCCAUCGGGGCAGCCCUCAUCAGCGCCGUUCUGAUCUCCGCUGGGUAUGGCGUCUGGACCGCUUGGAAGUCCAUCAGCGAUCCUCAUUCAAUUCACAGGCUCGAUAAGGCUGCGGAGAAGAACGUAUCCGAUGUCAACCUCGUCAGGGCAAUCAUCGACGAUCAGACCCGGUUCGAUGUGGCAGUCAGCGUCUGGACGACCUUGCCGGAUUCUGAACAAGAGGAAGAGAUCCGAGGGUUGACGUUCGUACAGGCUGAUCAGAAGGGAUUGGGUCGACCGAAGGAACAGGUCCUCUUCUCGGAUAUCGUCUUGAGGGACGUCACACUCCGCUCCAAAAGUAUCGCUACGACCGUCAAGUACCGACUACCUCUGGAUAGAUUCCGGGACCAGAACCUAACAGGAUGGGACCUCCGGAGUACCAUGGUCCUCCUGCCCACCACUUCCGGACCAUUGGAUGAUGACAGGUUCAUCAGCUAUAGUCAGUGGAAACCGGACGAAGUAGGCAAUCAGCCUAGGUUGAGCCAUCCGUUCCCUUACCGACCCUCAACUUCAGAGGGGGAGAAGAGCGGUUCGCCACCUCAAGCCGGGGAUGCAGAUGGAGACCAGGAGAACCCAAAGUCGAUGAUAUUCCGCUUAUACGACGAUUGGGGAGCGGGUGUCUCGCUCUUGAAUUUUAUCGCUGGGAACGAGACCGAGACCGAGGUGGAACCUUUGAACGCUUCGAACGAGACGACGAAAGCCAAAGAAGGGGAUCUCCAAGUUGAAAGUUCGGACAAGGCGAAAGUGGAUGUGGGGAAAGAAAUGGACGAUGAUGAUCUGGAUUUGGAAGAUGAUGACGAUCUUCCCGAAUCAGAACGGGCGGAGAAGACGUCGAGUCAGCCAUCAGAGCGGAAGUCCGAGGGGAAGGAGGUGAAACCUCAUCCGUACCUCGUUACCAGGACACAUUUCUAUGCGAUCAACGAGACCAGACCUAUGGAACGCAAGGUCUUCAACAAGCUGCACAAGGACUUGAAGAGAUUUAGUUGUGGAUUGUCCAUGGGAACGGACGUCAAACCCGCCCUAUCCCGGUGUUUCAAGCGAUACCAAUCGAAUGGAGAAUGGGGGGUCAAGGUCAAAUAUAAUGCCCCGACCGAAGCUGGUCCGAAGCCGCGGUUGGGAUACCUGCCUUAUCUCGGAUCUUUAUCGGGUGGAGCUGGACCUAUGGACCUGGAGAAGAUUCCCGUUAGGCGAAACAAUACCCGUAGCGGUUCAGGUGUGUCAUUGGAUGAAGAUACUCCGAAUUACAUGGAUGUCCAGUGGACCGUCGUCUUCUCCGGUUUGUCUGCCGGAAGAGUGGAGCUGCUGGAACAGUUCGCUCAACCUCCAACCCUGGCGCAUAAUGCCACGCAAGCCGAACGAGUGUUGGGUCAUUCACAGUGGGAGCAGACCCAUGGAAUCCUUGGCAAUCCUGGCGAGGGUACUCGACCGUGGAUGCGCUUUUUCUUGCGUACCGUUCAAACGAUAUUGGAUCUUCCUGUACAUCUGUUGAAAAUUCACUACUGGUAUACUCGCACCACGUCGCUGGGAAUUAACAGGACCGGUAUCUACCUGAGCGGCCUUGCCGACUUCACCUGGACCACACUCUCGUUUACCGAUCUCGCACCCUGGAACCAGCAAUUCGAGUUCUGGCUGAGUUUCGGACUCACAGCAAUCAUCUGUGUGUGGUAUACCAUUCCUUUGUUCUUGGCCCUCAAGGUUGUCUCGCCCAUCGCCUUGGUAUGGAAUCGUUGGAUACCCGUAGGAUCGCUGCGAGUCGAGCCAACCCACCGGGAACGGGCGUUCUUGCGUUCUGACUUCCGAAUGCCCAAGCUAUGGCUUGCUUUGGCCAUUACCGUUCUUGCCUCUGUGCGAUACGCAGAGAAUCGGUGGACCUGGUACAUCGUAGCGCCCGCGUUGCCUAAAACGCACGACGUCGAGAUUGCAAAACUCGGUAAAUUACUCAAGACGUAUCUGGAACCCAUCGGUUGGGCAGCCUCUCAUAGUGCCGAAGGAUAUCAACUCGUGACGAACCACCUGCACAGCUCAUAUGCGGCUUCAUACGCCUUGACAACCUACCUGUCCACCAUCUCCAGCGUAAUCCAGCUGGUUUACCUGCUACCCAUCGUUACGGGUCGACACGAUGCCAAGGGGGGAGUGGCCGUUUCCGCGAUCUUGGCAUAUGCGAUGAUGAUCAUCGACUUAUGGCAAGCUUGGAAUCUCCCGAGGAUCGAGCAGCACAAUAUGGAAAAGGACGAAGAUGAGGACUGAAU
Molecule: messenger RNA, 2517 nt
Organism: Filobasidium floriforme
Lineage: Eukaryota; Fungi; Basidiomycota; Tremellomycetes; Filobasidiales; Filobasidiaceae
Exons: 10
Coding region: 140-2515 (791 amino acids)
Source: RefSeq, a predicted model, not a curated record